Messenger RNA from Cynocephalus volans (Philippine flying lemur), 3161 nucleotides. RefSeq names its product outer dynein arm docking complex subunit 1 (gene ODAD1). The transcript has 15 exons. Gene Ontology annotation, biological process: outer dynein arm assembly; cilium movement. The record is from RefSeq and is a predicted model, not a curated record. The coding region runs from base 89 to 2296 and encodes 735 amino acids. NCBI's taxonomy places the organism in Eukaryota, Metazoa, Chordata, Mammalia, Dermoptera, Cynocephalidae. Gene Ontology annotation, cellular component: axoneme.
CGUUGGCCGUGCAUGCGUAGUGAGCCGUUGCGCGAUCCUGAGGCGGUGUUCGUCGCCACUCUCCCCCCGGCCGUUUCCUGCCCGCUGUAUGAAACGUCCUGUGUCCGCACUUAUAGGAGUCUCACCCUCUUUUGCCAAGAUGCCUUUGGGAUUCUCUGCAAGGAUCACCCGCUCCGAGGAUGGAAGCGAGGGCUUCCUGGAGGGAUUGGUAGAUUGGGAGCUGAGCAGACUGCAGCGACAAUGCAAGGUGAUGGAGGGGGAAAGGAGGGCCUACAGCAAGGAAGUACACCAGCGCAUCAACAAGCAACUCGAGGAGAUCCAGCACCUGGAGCAGGUGCGGGCAAGGCUCCAGGUACAGAUCAGUAUUGCCCAGAGCCAGGUCAAGCGGCUUCGGGACAGUGAACUACUGGAGAACAUGGACCGCCUGCUGAAGUGCCGGGCCAGAGUGCAGGACGAGGUCGAGGAGCUGCAGGAGCAGGCCAGAGCCCUGGAUAGGCAGAUCCAGGAGUGGGAGACCCGGAUCUUUACCCACAGUAAGGAUGGCAAGUCCCCAGGAUUUAUCAUGGAUCAAAAAGUCAAGAUCCGGCGAAGGAUUAAGGUCCUAGAAGACCAGCUAGACAGGGUCACCUGUCACUUUGACAUCCAGCUGGGGCGGAAUGCGGCCCUGCGGGAGGAGCUGGAUCUGCUGCGUAUUGAGAGGAACCACUAUCUGAACGUGGACUGUAAACUGAAGAGGGAGAUCCAGGUACUGCGGCAGAUGGUUGGCGCCCUCAUUGUCUCCUCCACCUCCGCCUAUGCUGUCAGGGAAGAGGCAAAGGCCAAGAUGGGCAUGCUGCGAGAGCGGGCAGAGAAGGAGGUGGCCCAGAAUGAGACGGAGGUGCAGAUCUUGCAGCGGCAGAUAUCACACCUGGAGCAGCUGCACCAGUUUCUCAAAUUCAAGAACAAUGAUAGGCAGCUGGAUCCAGCCAUCAUGGAGAAGCCCCGGGAGGUGGCUGAAGGCCUCCGGAAGACCUCCCAGGAGAAACUGGUGCUGCACUACGAAGAUGCUCUGAAUAAGCUGUCCCAGCUGACUGGGGAGAGUGACCCGGACUUGUUGGUUCAGAAGUAUCUGGAAAUUGAGGAGCGCAACUUUGCUGAGUUCAACUUUAUCAAUGAGCAGAACUCACAGCUGGAGCAUCUGCAGGAAGAGAUCAAGGAGAUGCAGGAGGUUUUGGUGACUGUGCGAACCAGCGAGGAUAAACAGCACCUGCUGCAGGAGCAGCAGCAUGCGGCGUUGCAGCAGCGUGUGGAUAAGGUGCGCUUGGAGGCUGAGCACCUGGAGGCCCGUUUCCAGGACUUACAGGGGCAGCUGGAGAAGCUCAAGGCUGGUAUCCAGUUCCUCGUCACCAAGGCCCAUUGUGACAGGAGCAUCAUUGAUGACCUUCUUGGGGUCAAGACCCACAUGCGAGACCGGGAUGUGGGCCUCUUCCUGGGCAUCAUUGAGAAGCGACUGGUGGAGCUCCUGACAGUGCAAGCCUUCCUAGACACCCAAAGCUACAGCUCCUUGGCUGAUGCUGCCCUCCUGGUGCUGGGCCAGAGCCUUGAAGAUUUUCCAAAGAAGAUGGCUCCACUUCAGCCCCCUGACAAUCUAGAAGACCCCCCAGGUUUUGAGGCCAAAGGUGACUAUCCCAUGAGCAAGGAGGAGCUGCUGAGCCAAGUGGUGAAGUCGGUGGAGCUCCAGGAGCUGGCUCAGGAGCAGCAUCAGAAGGAUUUGGCUGAAGCCGGGAAGAAGAUGGACAAAGCUCCAAGCGUGGGCUUCUCCACCACCCAGGCAGACAGCUCAGGCACUGCCCUGGUGACCACCAGGAGCACUGGUGGUGUCCCUGGGUCCAUCUUGAGCCACAGGACUAGCAGAGGCCGUGGCAGCAGCUCUGCCGGCCACAUCACUUUUGGCAUCCCCAGUUCUAGUAUGGGCCAUUUGACCAACCACACUACCCUUGGUGACCCCAGCUCCAGUGGAGGCCAUAAGACCUUUGGCUCCACCAGCACCAGCAGGGUACCUGUGUCCAGCCAUGUCUCAAGUGGGAGCCACGUGACCUUCAGACCCCUAAGUUCUAGCAGCUUCCUGGGGUCCACUGGAUACUUGGGGUCCAGUGGAGGCCAAGAAAGCUUUGGAGGUGGUAUAGAGAGCAGAGGCACAGAGUCAGAAUUGAGUGGAGGCCUUGGGUCCAGCAGAGACCAUGUCGUGAGCGCUGGCCCUGCCUCCAGCACUGGUCCUGGCUCCUCCACCAGCAAAGACUCCCAGGGCUACUACUAGGGAUACUCAGCCCCUCACCCUGCCCCUGGCUCUUUGCAGGUCUUUUCUGUGUCUCUGCCUCACUAUUUGUUUUGUGACUCUUCAUCUUUCUCUCCCAGUUCUAGGCCUCUAUGUCUCUUUGCCCCUCAUUUGUUUCCAUGUGUCUGUCACUGUCUCCUCAUCUCUGUCUCCUGGUCCUUUUCUCUCUGUUUCUGGCCCUCCUUUCCUUUUGUGUCUCCCAGCCUCCUGUUCUCAUGGUUUUCCAUUGAGUGUCUCUCUCUUGUCAUGUCUUCCUCCCCAUCUGUGUCUCCUUAGCCCUAAUCCCUCUGUUCAUCCCCCCACCUCCUGUAUCUGCUUCCUCAUUUCCAGCUGCCUCUCCUCAUCUCCAUCUCCCAGGCUGUCUUUGCAUCUCAUGUCUUUGUCUCUAUAGCGUCUCAUUCCUCACCCUCCCCAAGAGCCCCCCAGUACUGACCAGUGGGGAAAAAAUCAGAGCAAAGUUGUCAGGUUCAGAAUGAGUCGUGACCAUGGGAAAUAAAGGUCAGAGCCUGACUUUUACCCCAGCCUGGUUACAAGUGUAUGUGUGAGAGCAAGCCUGAGACAUGGCUGCUUCCUCUACCUCUAGCCCAGGGGAAAAUUUGUGACCCUGUCUCCCCUCUUGCCCCCUCCCCUGGGUGGAGCUUCCUAAUCCUUGCCAUUCAUUCAUCCAUCCAUUCAUUCAUUUUUUUGAGACCUCCACAUUUCAAGCUGUAGUGGGGAACUGGGAAAUAUAUCAGUGAGGACAUGCUGGGUUAUGCUGCACUAACAACCAUAUAAUCUUAGUGGCCUAAUGCAGCAAAAGUUUGUUUCUCUCCAAUGCCAGUGGUCCAUUGUGGGUCAGCUAAGAGCU